UGCAAACCAGUGGUCUGUUCUUUUCAGCUGUCUACUAAACUGGUGCAAUAAGUUAAAGUGAGACAAAUAUAUAUUUUCUCACUCUACUUGUUAUACCAGUUCAGCAGGCAGCUGAAAUAUAUUUGUCUCACUCUAACUUAUUGCAUCAGUAUACGAUUCAACGUCAGGUUAGAUGACCUUUCGUGUCUAGAGUCCAAAAUAAGAAAACAUCAUUUUGAUGCAGCUUUGCUAAUCAGUUUUAUCAGGAGAUAAAACUGAUUGUUCAUCCGCUAUUUGCCGCAAUUAGCAGGGCUAAUAUCGACCAUCUAUGUGAGAAUUAUUCUGUUGGGCGUCACCGUAUAUUUGCAUUCGAACUGGACGGCGAAUUUCUCGCGCACAGUAACAUCGCGUAAGAAAAAUGGUGAAAAUAGCGCUGCAGAUUACUUGUAGACUUGACAACGUCGAGGAGCUGAAGCCGGCUGGCCCGGAAUUCAGGUGGUACCUGAAGUUCACUUGCUCCAACUGCGGUGAGAUAUCGGAGAAGUGGAACUACAUUUCCUUGGACGAGUCCACCCCCUUGCAACGAGGCAAUGGUGUCAAUCACUUCGUGAGCAAGUGCAAACUCUGCAUCAGGGAGAACUCCAUGUCGAUAAUGGAGGAUACUAUCAAAUCUUUCACUUCUGAUGAUCAGGGGAAGUUCAAGGCCAUUGUGACGUUUGACUGUCGAGGAAUUGAACCAUCCGACUUCUCCGCGAGGGAGGGGUGGACUGCCAAGGCUACAGAGGGCGGCAAAGAGUUCAGUGACGUAGACUUAAGCGAGGGCGAAUGGGAGGACUACUGUGAUAAGACUAUGCAGCCUGUUGGAAUAUAUGAGAUCAAACAUAGGUUUGAGAGAAUCAAGUAGUGACACUUUGAGUGCAUUCACGCAGUAUAAUGCGCAUUUUGUUUGUCAAUUCUGCAACGAUGACUGACUCAUGACCAUUAUUUCUUUUGAUUGAGAAAGCUGUCGUCAGCAGUUCACCAUCCUAUAUGUGAGGUUUCUAAAGUCUAUACAACUUUCAUAUUUACUCUUGUUUGUUUUCUACUUUGUUUGUACCUUUUGCAAUUGCUAUGGAUGAUUUUGGCAUAGCAAUUUGAUAUUUUCUUCAUAUUUAAAUGUAAGUGUACAACUAAAUAUGUAUACUUGUUUGUGAAGUGUGAGCAAUUGAACAUGCUUAUAUGUAAACAACUAUAGUUU
Messenger RNA from Odontomachus brunneus, 1216 nucleotides. RefSeq names its product CXXC motif containing zinc binding protein. Bases 398 to 883 code for a protein of 161 amino acids. NCBI's taxonomy places the organism in Eukaryota, Metazoa, Arthropoda, Insecta, Hymenoptera, Formicidae. Gene Ontology annotation, molecular function: zinc ion binding. The record is from RefSeq and is a predicted model, not a curated record. The transcript is spliced from 3 exons.